Oryzias melastigma (Indian medaka) is the source of this 1682-nucleotide messenger RNA. RefSeq names its product linkage group 16 C1orf43 homolog (gene ltap1). The record is from RefSeq and is a predicted model, not a curated record. NCBI's taxonomy places the organism in Eukaryota, Metazoa, Chordata, Actinopteri, Beloniformes, Adrianichthyidae. The transcript is spliced from 7 exons. Gene Ontology annotation, biological process: phagocytosis. The coding region runs from base 219 to 968 and encodes 249 amino acids.
GGGUUACGUCAUACCGGUUGUGCCAGUCACGUGACUACCACGGAAGUCAGGCGGCACCGGACGAGAGCAAACACCGAACUUUCCUGUUUUGUUUUUCCUGUUUCACAACCGUUUAAUAUGAUUUUUAAAAGGUGAAUUAAAUGACGGAACGCGUUUUUCGGCCGCCAUUCUCCGGACCUCCUGCCAGGUGUAAACUGUAGCCUGUUGUUACCGAGAAGAUGAAGAACAACAGCGGCGUUAACGUAGUUCUUGUUAUGGCUUACGGAAGUUUGGUUUUUUUAUUGCUCUUCUUUUUUGUCAAAAGACAAGUUAUGCGGCUUGCCAUGAAGUCUAAAAGAGGACCACACGCGCCCAUCGGCCACAAGGGUCCCAAGAAACUGAAACAAGAAAUCGAAGCCAAACUGAACGAGGUGCAGAAAAUCCACUUUGAGCCUCGCCUGUUGUCUCCAGACGAUGAUCGGCUAAACCGACCUGCUUCCUAUGACUACCUGUUCAGGAUGAAAGCACUGGAUGCCAUCAGAGACACGGAUUUCCCUUUCCGUGAGCUGGGUGGUGCAUCCACCGCUGUGACUGGAGAAAAGUUCCGGAGGUGGCUGCUGAACAUCCGGAACUCCCACUGCAUGUUCAGGGACAGACACAGCGGUCUUGUUGACACAGUGCUGGAUGGCUACACAAAAGCACGGCACGGAGCAGAGGCUUUUGGUGAAGAGGAAUUCUUAAAAUACCAGGAUGCUCUUGUUGAACUGGCUUCCAUUGUGAAGUCUGGCGGCAGCUCCACUGCGAGUCAGCACCACCAGUCUGCAGCCGCGGAUCUGUCCGGCCCCUCUGAGCCUGUGGGCGCCUCGGUGUCUCCCGACCAAACUGCCUACCUCACGUCCUCUGUGCAGCAGCGCAGCAAGAAGCCCAGACACUUCCUGGAGCUGAAGAACUUCAAAGACAACUACAACACUCUGGAUAACAUUGCAUAAUUCAGAAAAAGCUGCCAGUGACGAGUGCCUGCAUAUCAACGUGUCCCUUUUGCCUGAUAGAAAAGAUAAAAACGUUGCCUUCCUAUUUUAACUGCCCGCUCCAGUCAUGUAUAUCGGCUCACUCUUUCUGUGCAUUUUGCCUAAGUGUCACUUAAAGGAUUUUGUAUUAAUGCAUGUUUAAGUGGUGAUAAAAUAUAAGGAGGGUUGAUUUGACCAAAACAUAAACUAUGAGGCUAUGCAAAGAAAUAAGACAAUCAGUACAUAUAUUGCACAAUGUAAGGCCUAUGCACACAUGUUGAGUAUAUUUGUUUAAGAAUUAACAGAGUUUUUAGUAAAUGUAAAAAGCUGUUGCACACAAAUACAAAUGUUUCUGUUACAAAAGCCUUAAUUGUUUUCAGGAACUUUUUUUUUUUUUUAAAUUUAGUUCCAUGUCUAUUUGUUACUUUAGUGCAAUGUUACUAUAACCUAUGAGUAUUUUAGUUAAUUUUGGGGUGUGACCUCAGGGGAGGGUUUUUUUUUUUUGUAUUUUUUUUUUAGGGUACCGUACUUUAUUGCUCAUGUUUGAGACUUUCAUAUCGGAAAUUUUGCAAUUUUUUUUGGUGCUUUUACUGUUCGAAUUGCCAUGUCAAAGUAUAAGCAAAAGCUGCUGCCUUCACAAAAACUGCCUAUAGUGUUCUUAUGCAACCUGAUCAGUAUAAUAAAGAAUCUACUUAA